CAUGGCUUCCCCCACACCCAUUUUUCUCUGGCUUCCUCCAGCAAACUGCAGGGACUUUCAUUCAGUACCAUCUUUCACCCAGAGACCAACAGACAGACCCUGGGAUUGCAUUCCCUUGGAACAGCCAGGUAGGGAGAGAGAGGUCAGACUGACAGAAGUGAUAUACAAGAGGGUGUCAGGGCCUCUGGCCACGACUCAGGGACUGAGAGAUGCCCAUUCUAGCUCAGAGAUUAGAGACGCUGGAGAUAAUAACUCAGACACUGGAGACCAGAGAUCGUCCCUGGGGGUAGGGGGUGGCCGGUGGUGAUUAGACUCCUCCCCUCUUCUUCCCCCAUCCACCCACCCACUUUUCGCCCCCGCCCCAUGAUUUGGCACCGGCGCAUUCCAGCCUUUUCAAGGGCCCCUACAUACUCGGCCCUGGCCCUCCUCUCUUCCCUAACACCCAACCCCUGCACCCUUCCUCGGAUUGGACUCUGGCCUGUUGGAGGGCGGGACCUGGGGGCCCUUACGUCAUCGAGGGAGGAGGGAGGUGGAGCAGGGAGGGGGGAGGGUGGGGGUGGGGAGGGGGAGAACAGGGCGCAGGCAGGCUCAGCACCACGGAGAGCUCCCUCCCCGGCCCUUGUUUUGCUGCGGAGCUACUGUCACUUGAGGAGGGAGGGGGUGAGGGGCCGGGGGCUCUGAGUGUGGAAUCAGGGGAAUGGCCAAGGAGGGGAGGGGGGGUUGGGGCCGGCUGAGAGCCCAGUCCUGAGCCGGUAGGGCGGCCAGGGCGCAGGGUAAAGGUAGGGGCGGGGGGCCCGGGGAGCAGAAGGGCGGCGGGCAGCGGUGGCAGCACCACUUCUGGAUGGAAUCCAGCUGCGUCCAGUCCACCAUGGCUCUGGGGCUGUCCUCUAAGAAAGCAUCUUCUCGCAACGUGGCCGUGGAGCGGAGGAAUCUGAUCACCGUUUGCAGGUUCUCCGUGAAAACUCUGCUGGAAAAAUACACAGCCGAGCCGAUCGACGACUCCUCGGAGGAGUUUGUCAACUUUGCAGCCAUCUUGGAACAAAUCCUCAGUCACCGUUUCAAAGGCCCUGUCAGCUGGUUCAGCUCUGAUGGGCAGAGGGGCUUCUGGGACUAUAUCCGACUGGCCUGUAGCAAGGUGCCCAACAACUGUGUGAGCAGCAUUGAGAACAUGGAGAACAUCAGCACAGCCCGGGCCAAGGGCCGAGCUUGGAUACGGGUGGCGUUGAUGGAAAAGCGGAUGUCAGAGUAUAUCUCCACAGCCCUGCGGGAUACCCGGACCACCAGAAGGUUCUAUGAUGCUGGGGCCAUCAUGCUUCGGGAAGAGUCAGCAGUGCUUACGGGGAUGCUGAUUGGACUUAGUGCCAUUGAUUUCAGCUUCUGUCUUAAGGGAGAGGUGAUGGAUGGGAAGACUCCAGUUGUGAUUGACUACACCCCCUACUUGAAGUUUACCCAGAGCUAUGAUUACUUGACUGAUGAAGAAGAGAGACACAGCGUGGAGAGCAGCACCAGUGAGGAUAAUUCCCCAGAGCACCCCUAUAUGCCUCUGGUGACAGAUGAGGACAGCUGGUACAGCAAAUGGCACAAAAUGGAGCAGAAGUUCCGCAUUGUUUAUGCUCAGAAGGGCUACCUGGAGGAGCUUGUUCGACUUAGAGAAUCACAGUUAAAGGACCUGGAAGCAGAGAACAAGAGGCUUCAACUGCAGCUAGAGGAGGCAACGGUACAGAAUCAGCUUGAGAAGCGAGAGCUGGAGGGAGUCAUCCUGGAGCUGCAAGAGCAACUGACAGGCCUGAUCCCUUGUGAAAAUGCCCCCCUAGCCCAGGUCUCCAAGGAGCUCACCUCAUCACCACAGUGGCCAUCACUGGGGACACUCAAUGGGAAUGAGGCAGGGAAUGAUCCCAAGAUCUACCGGAGGGAAGGACCCAACACCCUCCAUGCUGGGCCUCUGUGGCUCCCUGGCUUCCAUUCCCAGCUGCAAGUCCCUGGCAAGCUUCAAAUCCAACGAGUGCCUCGUGAGUGAUAGUCCAGAGGGCAGCCCAGCCCUGAGCCCAAGCUGAGCCAGGAAUUGCCCCACUGGGCCAGACACAUGGCCCUUCCCCUCAGUUCUUGUGGAUAAUGAGGCCACCUUUCCCAACCUCCAUCAUCCAUUUCUCCUUCCCGCUGAAGAGCCACAGCUGACCUGGCAGCUUGGGAGGAAGGGGUAAGAUGAAGGAUUGGAUCCAAAAGCUACCUGGUCUAGGGAAGGCCUUGCAAAACCACUGGGAAUGUGAGAAGGGAGGAGGGGAAAGGCCCUGGAUCGAAUUCAUUCUUCUCUCUCAUCCUUACAUCAGGCUCUUAGGGAGAGGGAGAAGGAAAAGCUUGGACAGUCUCCUGGCAGUCUUCUCCCCCCUCUAAAAGCUGGGGAAGUUGGGUUAACAGCACCCACUCCUUACCACUCUUCUCUUGUUUGUCUCUACGGAAACCCCCUGGGUCAUCCGCUCCCUUCCCCAGCUCCCUGGGUGGCUCAGCGGAGGGGAAGACAAAAAAAAUAAAAGUUGCAGAAAUGA
Monodelphis domestica (gray short-tailed opossum) is the source of this 2543-nucleotide messenger RNA. It is a transcript of the gene RUNDC3A, whose product is annotated as RUN domain containing 3A. The record is from RefSeq and is a predicted model, not a curated record. NCBI's taxonomy places the organism in Eukaryota, Metazoa, Chordata, Mammalia, Didelphimorphia, Didelphidae.